This is a messenger RNA of Bufo bufo (common toad), 2002 nucleotides long. RefSeq names its product lysosomal associated membrane protein 1 (gene LAMP1). The record is from RefSeq and is a predicted model, not a curated record. Gene Ontology annotation, cellular component: membrane. The transcript is spliced from 9 exons. Bases 85 to 1341 code for a protein of 418 amino acids. NCBI's taxonomy places the organism in Eukaryota, Metazoa, Chordata, Amphibia, Anura, Bufonidae.
UCAUAUGACUUCUGUGUGAGAGCUUCCUCGUACCGGACUGCGCUCCUUACUGCUGAGUCCCGUGAAGCCGGUGCUGCAGACGCAAUGACAAGCAGCAGGAUGAGGAUGCUCGGGGAGGCCGCGCUGGGGAUUGCGCUACUGUUCGGUAUUUUCCAGUCUGGUUGCUCUGGGAGAUUUGAAGUGAAAGAUGCCAGUAAUAAGACCUGCAUAUUGGCGGACCUCUCCAUUAAUUUCACAGUUGAAUACAAGAAGGGUGCUGAGGAGGCUACAGUGCCGUUUCCAUUACCUGACAAUGCAGUAGUCAGCAACAUGAGUACUUGCAGCACAGUGAAUGCCACAGGACCGCUUUUGGCCAUUGCCUUUGGAUCUGGCCACUCCCUCAGCAUGCAUUUUGCUAAAUCUGAUGCAGAAUACCAAGUUAAAUUCCUGACGCUUACGUACAACCUCUCAGACUCGAGCUUGUUCCCAGAUUCUGCUGAAAACGGUACCAAGCAAGUGUCCUCCAACCACACGGAAAUAUCUGCUAAAACAAACCGGUUUUACCAGUGUGCCAGUCCACACCUCAUCAUUAUGGGCAGCGUCAAUGCAACAUUUCAAAACGUUAAACUGGAAGCUUAUUUAAAUGGCAACAAUUACAGUGUAAAUGCUUCUCUUUGCAAAGAAGAUGUUACCCCUACUACUGCCCCUACUUCCGCACCAACUACUGUCGCACCAACGACUCCUCCAGUUAACCCCCCAACACCCAGUACUGGAGAUUAUCGCGUUAAUACAUCUUCUGGAGCAGCUUGUAUAUUGGCCAGCAUGGGUUUGCAGUUAAACAUCACCUACAAGACCAAGGAUGACAAGGAUGUUUCUUCUAAGUUUAAUAUUCCAAAGCAAGUCAAGUAUGAUGGAAACUGCUCAGCGACUUAUGCAACACUGAUCAUUUCAUAUGAGCAAGUCUACCUCUUGUUCAACUUCUCUCUGAAUGCCACAGAAAAUAAAUUUUAUCUUGGUCAAGUCCAUGUCAAUACAACUUUCCCAGAUGCAAAAGAACCCAUUGAUGUAGAUAGUGGCAGCGUCUCCUUCCUGCAGACUACGACACACAAGUCCUACAAAUGCAACGCUAAGCAGACUCUCCAGAUUACUGACAAGUUAUAUAUCGACACCUACAACCUUCAGGUUCAGGCAUUUGAUAUAGAUGACAACAAAUUUGGACCUGUUGUGGAGUGUGCAGCGGAUCAGAACGGUAUGUUGGUUCCCAUUAUCGUCGGGGCCGCACUUGCUGGACUUGUUCUAAUUGUGCUCAUUGCCUAUCUCGUCGGCAGAAAGAGAAGUCACGCUGGAUAUCAAACAAUAUAAUUGCGACAUCUUAUAUCCUGUAAAUGUUACCACUAGCUCAGUACAGAUUUGCAGUGAGCCAACGGGUCUGAUUGGGAGAUUCCAUUGUGUGGGAAAGAUUUCACGCAAACUGCUUCUUACGAUAUUUCUGCUAUUUUAAUGUGAACUACCAUUUAAACGGCAUAUACUUACUAUGCACUGAGUAUCCUGUACGGAAAUAACGAGUCUAAAUUUUGUUUCUCCAUGGGAAAUCAGUCGUCAUCAGGAUAGGAGAAACAAAGUUCUUUUAAAUGGCGCAAAAAAAAUAAAAUAUUAAGUUGACUGCGCCACUUCUGCAUCCAGUACUUAAUUAAACUCUUCAUACACAAAGGGAAAUUGUUCAUUACUACAUUUACUAAGUAUUGCAGAUCAUCCUGCGGUUGUGAUUUAAAGCUGAAUGACUUACAUCUAUCUAAAAGUUACAGUUGUGUGUUUUUUUUUUUUUUUUGUUUGUUUCAGUGAUCAUAAUUUUCUCUGCCAGCUAAAUAAAAGAGAAAUGCCAUGCAGGGCAUUAACAAUGCACUAUUUCACUUCUUUUGAAUCUUGUUUGCUGUUCUGGAGGCUCUGCUUUUUCAGAGCUAUUAAUUUUCUAAAAAAAAAGGAAAGGAAAAUGGAUGUAAUGUUUUGUCUCUUUGGUUUGAGA